AUGGUAGCACAAUUUAUCGUCGCCUUCUCGGCUGUCUUCGGCAUGGCGGAAGCUAUCCGACACACACAACAGUCAGCCAGGAGGAAAGAACAUCGCAGCCGGAAGAAUAAUCUCAUUAUCCGUUGCCGCAAGUCAACUUCUCACUCCCCAGAUAUCCACGGGAAACAUGUAGUCCUCUCAGGAGACAAGCUAUUUGUCGACACCGGGACUGAUCCCGAUUCUGCAUUUGGACACCAGUUUGCGGGCUACUUCCUGCCGUACCCAGACAGCCAAUACGCCGGUCUGGUCUCAACUAUUUGCGACGAGCCGCCCAUCAUGAACUGGAUUUACGUGGAUCGUGACACGUACGAGGUCAAGUUCGGGACCCGGCCGUACGCUCAGCACAACUACACGGGCCCCUUCGAUUGCACUAGGCAAGACAAGCGACUCACAUUCGCCAGUUGGGAAGGAUUCUGCGUCGUGAAAACAGGGAACUUUUGGUCUCUCUACUUUGACGUCGAGCAGGAUGGGCUCAAGUCAAAGCUCCCUGAGGGCGUGACUGCCCUUGAGGUGGAUCUCUUGCGCGUCGAGGUGCCUGUUAAGCCGGUCAAGCCUGAGGAACAGGAGCAGACUGACGGCAAAGAGAGCAAAGAAAACGGUGGUAGUGACAGCAGCAACAAUAACGACAGCGGUACCAGCCCGCAAACGGGAGCAAAUGAGGUGGAGUUGGAGUCUCCCGAGGUUGACUGA
Messenger RNA from Colletotrichum abscissum, 729 nucleotides. RefSeq lists its product as uncharacterized. The record is from RefSeq and is a predicted model, not a curated record. Bases 1 to 729 code for a protein of 242 amino acids. The transcript has 2 exons. NCBI's taxonomy places the organism in Eukaryota, Fungi, Ascomycota, Sordariomycetes, Glomerellales, Glomerellaceae.